ACUGCCCAUAUCCAAAUUUGAUAUGGGGGAGGAGAUAAGGAUCCAUGACUUUUGCCUCGAUUGAUAACUUGCUUUCUGCAUAAGAGGAAUAAUCGCUGGUGUUGUGGUUCCUCAAGUCAGAGGAACAGUUUGAGGGCCGCUUAUAGGUGUUAUUAUCAUCGAGUGCGACGUCAGCGAUGAGACACGGAAGGGAGGGGGAGAGCGCGUGAGAGAGCCCUGUAAUUCACCCCUACUGUCUUAACAAAUCAAGCCGUUCAGCAUAGUCCCCUUUGUGUAUUCUCAAGAAAACAUUGCGUAGUGAGCUCUGCUCAAAGCCACCAGUGCAUCUGCUGCUGAGCUGAGAGUCUUCAUUUUGGGGAAUAUCGGUGGGUUUUGGUGCACUGAGCGUUUGCGCGAGAACCGUUAUAUCGCCUUGACGCAGGAGAUGCUGAGCAGACCGCGCGCACUAACCGGGACGUAACUUCCUGCCGAAUCGCACCGAGGACUCUUUCCUGUUUUCUGGAAGGAGAUGGAGGAGGAAUUCAGCACGUAAUAGACGAUUUAAUGAGAGAUGCUCCAAGAAAAGGCCUCAGCUGUGGCUGAUGAAGGUGUGACCGUGGCACAGUCUGGUGAGAUUGCUACUGACUCCUCACAUCUGGGCUUGCCUGUGGCCCAGAGCAUCCACCACAACAAUGAAGUAGACCAGAACAUCGAGAACAUCAAAGUAGUUCUUCAUGAGAGGGAACUUUGGAAAAGGUUCCAUGAAUCAGGAACAGAGAUGAUCAUCACUAAAGCAGGCAGGCGGAUGUUCCCCAGCUACAAAGUAAAAGUCACAGGGAUGAAUCCAAAAACGAAGUAUAUCCUCCUAAUUGACAUUGUUCCAGCUGAUGAUCAUCGUUACAAGUUCUGCGAUAACAAAUGGAUGGUGGCUGGAAAAGCAGAGCCGGCCAUGCCCGGGCGGCUCUACGUCCACCCUGACUCUCCUGCAACAGGAGCUCACUGGAUGAGGCAGCUGGUCUCGUUUCAGAAGCUAAAAUUAACAAAUAACCACCUGGAUCCUUUUGGACAUAUCAUCCUGAAUUCUAUGCACAAAUACCAGCCCAGGUUGCACAUUGUCAAAGCAGAUGAGAACAACGCCUUUGGUUCUAAGAACACGGCCUACUGCACACAUGUGUUUCAUGAAACCUCAUUUAUCUCUGUGACAUCCUAUCAAAACCAUAAGAUUACCCAGUUAAAGAUCGAGAACAAUCCCUUUGCCAAAGGUUUUCGUGGUAGUGAUGAAGGAGAGCUCAGAGUGUCCAGACUCCAAGGGAAAGACUACCCAAUGAUUUCCAAAAACAUGGCAAGGCAACGGCUCAUCACAUCACAUACCCAUCUGGCUGGAAAGUUAAAUGCAGGGGUACUGACUGGUCACCCCCAGGUCCACUCUCAUUAUCAGUAUGAUAGUGGGAUCGCCCUGUCCGGUUCUGACCCACAGGAGCCUCUAUCCAACCCAUUUCCUUCUGGCAGAGAGUCCAGCCUGCUUUACCAUUGCUUUAAGCACAGAGAUAACAACAGACAUUUGGAGUUGGGCUGCAAGCGGCCCUACCUUGACACGGCACCCUCGGCUGUUUCAGAGGAGCACUACUUCCGCUCCCCUUCCUCCUAUGAGCCCUCUUUACUGUCUCACCCCUACUGUGGUGAAGCACUGGGCUCUAGAGAGGCUUGCAUGUAUGGAGGAAUGGAUGGUGAUGCAGGAGCUGUAGGUGUAGCUAGUACCGAGGACAUGCCUCCACCCUCGAUGAACUGCAACAUGUGGGCAUCGGUGCAGCCCUAUCCUCGCUAUGGUAUGCAGAAUGUUGAGGCUGUGCCCUACCAGCCCUUUAGUGCCCACUUAACAAGCACAGCCACCACUACAUCCAUCGUCUCUCAUCACUCGGCAUCUAUGCAACGGCCACAAGCUGCACCUCAGGUUCCAGACCUGGUGUCUUUUGGUACACAGCGGGCUUUGCCACCAGUGCUGUCUUCCUCUUCCUCGCCCCCUGCUGGUGCUUCCUCAUGUGACAAAUCAGCCCAUCUGCCACUGUACCACAGGAAACCUGGGUCACCUCUGAGAGUCCACAGGGAUUUCUCAGCCUACCCGACCCAAAGCCCUGCAUCAUUGAGAGAACCGGUGUACCAGUAUCAGAUGGGCCCCAGCAACAUAGGGUCCCACUGGACUGACAGCUAAGACAAGAUGCAUAACACCAUUGUAUUGUUUAAUCUGAUGUUUGUCUGUCACCUUAGAGUCAUACACUGUCUCUAAGAACCACAAAGAGAUUAUUUUUCUAUACAACCAUAUUUCCAACUUUCAAGUUAAUAUGCAAAUAUCAUCCUGAUUUAAUAAGUUCAGAAUUUGUAAAUAUACACCACUGUUCAAAAGUUUGGAGACACCAGUCAUACUUUAUUUAAAAAUCAUUAUGUCAUUACUUAUAAAUGUAUACAAUCUAGAUCUAAAUUAUAUAAGCCAGGCAAUAAGAUGGCUUGUUUCAUUCAAGUAUUUUGGGAAAAAAAUACUAUUAAAUGAUAAGUAAUAUACAGCAAUUACACCAUACAUAUUUUGCAACUUCUCCAUAAAGCCUCCCUUGGGAUUUGAUCUCCAUUGUUCAAAUAUAUAGCAUUUUGGAUUUGAAUUUUGUUGUAAUAUAUAGUGAUGCUAUACAGUAGAUCAUGCUGACACAUCAGUAAAUGAUCAUAUACUGUUUUACAGCUUCUGU
Messenger RNA from Ictalurus furcatus (blue catfish), 2714 nucleotides. RefSeq names its product T-box transcription factor 4 (gene tbx4). Gene Ontology annotation, molecular function: DNA-binding transcription factor activity, RNA polymerase II-specific; RNA polymerase II cis-regulatory region sequence-specific DNA binding. Gene Ontology annotation, biological process: cell fate specification; regulation of transcription by RNA polymerase II; positive regulation of DNA-templated transcription. Bases 551 to 2188 code for a protein of 545 amino acids. Gene Ontology annotation, cellular component: nucleus. The record is from RefSeq and is a predicted model, not a curated record. NCBI's taxonomy places the organism in Eukaryota, Metazoa, Chordata, Actinopteri, Siluriformes, Ictaluridae. The transcript has 9 exons.